Molecule: messenger RNA, 2155 nt
Organism: Dromiciops gliroides (monito del monte)
Lineage: Eukaryota; Metazoa; Chordata; Mammalia; Microbiotheria; Microbiotheriidae
Gene: ABHD17B
Product: abhydrolase domain containing 17B, depalmitoylase
Exons: 5
Coding region: 147-1013 (288 amino acids)
Biological process (GO): protein depalmitoylation
Cellular component (GO): endosome membrane; plasma membrane
Molecular function (GO): palmitoyl-(protein) hydrolase activity
Source: RefSeq, a predicted model, not a curated record
CGCAGAGUGGGAGGGGGGAAGGACGUUCCCAGCGUUUCGGGAGGGAGAGGCCCUCCCUGCCCUCGGUUUCUUCAGCCCAGCCCUUCGCGGAGGUGCAGUAAUUCCUGAAAUAAGGAAAAAAAGAAGUCAGUGAAGAAGAAUAGAAGAUGAAUAAUCUUUCCUUUGGUGAACUAUGUUGCCUCUUCUGCUGUCCACCCUGUCCAGGGAAAAUUGCGUCUAAAUUAGCAUUUUUACCCCCUGACCCUACUUACACUCUGAUGUGUGAUGAAAGUGGAAGUCGCUGGACCCUACAUCUUUCUGAAAGAGCAGACUGGCAGUACUCUUCUAGAGAAAAAGAUGCUAUUGAGUGUUUUAUGACUAGAACCAGUAAAGGUAACAGGAUUGCCUGUAUGUUUGUGCGUUGCUCUCCCAAUGCCAAAUAUACUUUACUCUUCUCACAUGGAAAUGCUGUUGACCUUGGUCAGAUGAGCAGUUUUUACAUAGGACUGGGUUCACGGAUUAAUUGCAAUAUAUUUUCAUAUGAUUAUUCUGGAUACGGAGCAAGUUCUGGGAAACCAACAGAGAAGAACCUGUAUGCAGAUGUUGAUGCAGCUUGGUUGGCUCUUAGAACAAGGUAUGGUAUCCGCCCUGAAAAUGUGAUUAUAUAUGGCCAGAGUAUAGGAACAGUACCAUCUGUGGAUCUUGCUGCUCGUUAUGAGAGUGCUGCUGUCAUUCUUCAUUCCCCUCUGACCUCAGGAAUGCGGGUAGCUUUUCCAGAUACUAAGAAGACCUACUGCUUUGAUGCAUUCCCAAACAUUGACAAAGUCUCUAAAAUAACCUCACCAGUGUUAAUAAUUCACGGGACUGAAGAUGAAGUCAUUGACUUUUCACAUGGCCUCGCAUUAUUUGAACGCUGCCAAAGACCUGUGGAGCCUCUCUGGGUUGAAGGAGCAGGUCACAAUGAUGUCGAACUUUAUGGACAGUACCUUGAACGAUUGAAACAGUUUGUGUCGCACGAACUAGUGAAUUUGUAAAUUACUUUGUAGAUUUGCAUACUGUGUUUUGUUUUGAUGCUGAACUGGACACCUUGGUAAAUAACAUAAAACCUGAAGGUUUUGUUUGCAAAUCAUGUUAGUUGCCUUCAUAAAUGUACAGGUAUGAUUUGUUAACAGAAUUAAUGAAGGUUUUAAUUAACAGUAUAAGAAACUGGAAAUAACAGUAUCCUUCAGUCAAGCUAUGUAAUUUAUAUAUUUUAUGUGAAUUUUUUUAAAAAAAAAAAACAAAAAACCACCAAGAUGAGUACUGUAUGAAAUUUUAAUUCUGUAAAAAAUUAAAUGCUGUAAAAAUAUUGCCAAAUGCUUUCACAUACCAGAAAUGAAUUUAUAAAUAUUUUUAAAACAUCUCAACAUAUUAACCCUUGUUGCACUAAUGUAAUAUUCUUUUUUAAAAUGUACAUCUAAAAAAGUGCAAGUAGUUAUGUUAAAAUAAAUUGUAGUAAACACCAUGAGAACAUGCAAGUUCUUAGAGUUGACCUACACCCUGUUGUACAGGGUUAAAGGUUAAAACAGUUAUUUUGUUUCCAUUUUUGUAUCCAUAUCCUAAUGGUUAAUCUUACAUUUCCUCUUUUUGUUCAUGACAGUGUUAGAUUUCAUUUUUGCCCCCCUUGUAUUAAUUUACCAACUGGUUCCGUUAUAAAGGGAAAGUCACAGAUAACACUGAAUUUUAACUGGCUUUGAGUCACAAGGUCAGUACCAUGAGGCAACUAUUUAAAUUCUCAUUAGAAAUUUGAAAAAUGUUAGAAUCUCUAGAAUGAUUUUUGUGUGCAGCUUUUUUUAAACCUUUGAAUGAUCGUGUAGAAAUGCAGUACUCAAUAGUAUGGAAACCUGAAAGUUCAUUUAGUUUUGUUUUAUUCAUUAUCACUUACACAUUUGCUGCUGUCUCCCAUUCAGGUUUCCUUUGGCUGUUUUUUAAGUCUAGAACCUCUUGGUUUUGGCUGCCAUCUGAGAAUCUUACUGAUUUACUCCUUAGUAGAAGAGAAAGAAAAGAGAGAACAUUAACACUUUUGUAUUAACUAACGUAGUUUUUAAAAAAUGCAGAAAAACAAAACUGUAAAGUUGCCUUUUCCUUGGAUGAAUCUUGCCUGAAUAAAACUAUGAAAGAAAAAUACAAAUAAAAU